UUACAGGCGUGAGCCACUGGUGCCUGGCUCAAAUGCCAUUUUAAGAACUAAAAUUUAACUCGAAAGACAACAGUUUAGGUGGGAGGUAAUGAAGGUCUGAACAGGACCUUAGAAAUUGGGCAUAAGGAAGAGAAUAUCUGAAGGCCACUCCUAAUGGUAAGGCAUGUGGUCACUGACAGAUCAAUGGAAAAGCCACCACUGCUGAUUCCAGCCAGUAGGCCCCUUUCUAUCUUAACAGGUUCCAGGGACCACAAAAGUUCUGUCCAUCCAUUAUUCUAAGGUGAAGCCAGUUACAUUGCUCUCUUGGGUUUAAGGAAUCUGCAAACAAUGUCCCCUCGCAGGAAACUUGACUAAUGAUGGGCCAAACAGGAUGAAGGGCCUGGAGUGUGCACCCUUGCAUUCCACCAGCACCCAAACUCCACAAAAAGAGGAUACUGAAGCACACAGUACUGCCAACCCAUCUUUCUCCUUCUGCCAGAGGGAGUGAAAUGUGGCUGGGGAUGUAGAGUGGAAUCUGACUAAUCUUGUGCUUUGUCCCAUUUCCACUACUCCCUACCCCUAGGUUUUGAUAAUGCCCCAGGGCCUGUAAGCUUCCAAUUCCCUUCCAGUAUGCCAAUUUCAGACUUUGUCCUGGCCCUGAAGGACAAUCCUUACUUUGGGGCUGGAUUUGGACUGGUGGGUGUGGGCACGGCCCUGGCUCUGGCCCGGAAAGGAGCCCAAUUGGGCCUGGUGGCAUUCCGGCGUCAUUACAUGAUCACACUGGAAGUCCCUGCUCGAGACAGGAGCUAUGCCUGGUUGCUUAGCUGGCUCACCCACCACAGUACCCGUACUCAGCACCUCAGUGUCGAGACUUCGUACCUUCAGCAUGAAAGUGGCCGCAUUUCCACCAAGUUUGAAUUUAUCCCCAGCCCUGGAAAUCACUUCAUCUGGUAUCAGGGGAAAUGGAUCCGAGUAGAACGAAGACGAGAUAUGCAGAUGGUAGACUUGCAGACAGGGACUCCUUGGGAAUCUGUCACCUUCACAGCCCUGGGCGCUGAUCGCAAGGUUUUCUUCAACAUCCUGAAGGAAGCUCGAGAUCUAGCCUUGAAACAGGAGGAAGGGAAGACAGUGAUGUACACAGCUGUGGGAUCUGAAUGGCGUCCCUUUGGUUAUCCACGCCGGCGGCGACCAUUGAAUUCUGUAGUUCUACAACAAGGUCUGGCAGACCGAAUUGUCAGAGACAUCCGGGAAUUCAUUGAUAACCCCAAGUGGUACAUUGAUAGAGGCAUUCCAUACAGACGUGGCUACCUGCUUUAUGGGCCCCCUGGUUGUGGAAAGAGCAGUUUUAUCACAGCCCUGGCUGGGGAACUGGAACACAGUAUCUGCUUGCUGAGUCUCACAGACUCCAGCCUCUCUGAUGACCGGCUCAACCACCUACUGAGUGUAGCCCCACAGCAAAGCCUGGUGCUCCUGGAGGACGUGGAUGCUGCUUUUCUCAGUCGAGACCUGGCUAUGGAGAACCCUGUAAAGUACCAAGGUCUAGGUCGCCUCACCUUCAGUGGACUGCUCAAUGCCUUGGAUGGUGUGGCUUCCACUGAAGCACGCAUUGUGUUCAUGACCACCAACCACGUUGACAGGCUGGACCCUGCCCUGAUACGUCCUGGGCGAGUAGAUUUGAAGGAGUAUGUCGGCUACUGCUCACACUGGCAGCUGACCCAGAUGUUCCAGAAGUUCUAUCCAGGACAAGCACCUUCCUUGGCUGAGACCUUCGCAGAACAUGUCCUUCAAGCUACAACCCAGAUCAGUCCUGCCCAGGUGCAGGGCUACUUCAUGCUGUAUAAAAAUGACCCUGCAGGGGCCAUUCACAAUGCUGAAUCUCUGAGGUGAUCCAGUAGGCCAUACUCACAUUUCCUCCUCAAGGAAUUCAAUAAACACCUACCACACUA
Molecule: messenger RNA, 1925 nt
Organism: Castor canadensis (American beaver)
Lineage: Eukaryota; Metazoa; Chordata; Mammalia; Rodentia; Castoridae
Gene: Bcs1l
Product: BCS1 homolog, ubiquinol-cytochrome c reductase complex chaperone
Molecular function (GO): ATP binding; ATP hydrolysis activity
Source: RefSeq, a predicted model, not a curated record